This is a messenger RNA of Moneuplotes crassus, 1525 nucleotides long. Lineage: Eukaryota; Ciliophora; Spirotrichea; Euplotida; Euplotidae. The record is from the annotation of a GenBank genome assembly.
AAAAAGUGUAAAUGGAAGAUCCAGACGCCAUUAACAAUCUUGAAAAAGAAAUCUCUAAAAAGGAAGAGAAGAAGAAACCUAAGUCUAAGAACAACAUUCCUUUGCUAGUCUCUCCUCAACAGGCUGAGACUGUUGAGCUCGACCUGGAGAGCCCAAGAUUCAAGCAAGCAAUGGAAAACUUGCAGUUCACUGAAGAAGACUUUAAGAAAAAGUAUAAUAAAAAGAACAGCCAAAGUGAUUUUAGACAGCAUCCUAAUGACACCAAAGAUGUUCUUGAGAUUCGGAAGAAGCACUACUACUCAAGAAUGAUGGACACGAUCAAUCAAGUAUUGAUGGAACGCAGGAAAAUAAAACUAGGAAGAGUUAAAAUAAAGAAUGACUCCACUCCAAGCAAACAAGAAUCUUUAGGGCUUAGUAUGUACAAAUCCCAAAAGAAGAUCCUGAGCACAUCUCCAAAAGCAGUAGUCAAAAGAAAAGUUGAAAUUAUGGUUCAAAAUCAAGAAGAUCAAAACUACAAAAAUAUGAAAAAGGAACUCCAGAAGAAGGCUAUCCAAGAUCAAGGACCUAGCAAAAUUGAGAUAAUGAAGUUCAAACAGACACAAAAGAUUCAGGAAGCGAACAAAAAGCGUCGUGAGCUUGAACUUCUCAACCAAAGAAAAAUUGAUGAGUACAAGGAAGUCAUCGAUAAGAAAGAGAGGCGGAUUGAAGAGUUCAAGUCAAGAAAGAUGCUUGCUAGGAGACCCUCACAGGCCUCUUCCCCUAGUAUGCGUCAUGUACAGUCACAAGAGAACAUUGACUACCUUAGCCUGCUAGACCAGAUAGAGGAGAGAUGCAAGGAAGCCAACACGAGAAAGAACAAAGAGGUAAAGCAAAAGGCUGCAGAAGUCCAGAAGAAGAAUCUUGAGACCCAAAGAAAGUUACAACAUUUCUAUAAAUCUGAAAAUAAAAUUGAGAAGAACAGACAGCUCGAAUUUCAACAAAAAUAGACUUAAGCAGCAUCUAAAGGAGACUGGGAGGAUCAGGUCGGAACAAAAGUUAAGAAAUCAGCUGAAAAACCAGACUUCUGCCGCAAACAAAAGGAGAGAAGAUCUCAAUGCAGAGGAAAAGCUUGAACAACUAAUGAAAUAAAAUGAAAAAUAAUGAGAAUAAUAUUGAGAAAUUCAAAGCUCAGAAAGAGCAUGAGUUUUUCCUGAAGCGUGAAAUCAGAAGACUCAAGGAAGAGGACUUCCUCAAAAUGAAGGAGAGGCAGAAAAGACUUGAGUUCAUAAGAAAAAUGGACAUUCUCAAUAAAGAGAAAAUGCAUGAUAACUACAUUAAAAGAAACAAGACUCAGAUUGAAAGAUUCAAGAAGUCUAGAAUGCGUAGGACUGUUAAAGAGAUGUUUGAUAAGCAGAAAUUAUUCCAAACAAUGGUGAAUAUGAACGCUUCUCGAAUGAGCCCAAAGAAGUUCUUGAAAUCCCAAAAUCUUGAACUCAACGUGCAAUUCAGAGAUCCUCCAAAGCUUAAGGAAGAGGAUCAAGAUUAA